CUUUUCGUCUAAAAACUAACAAAAGCUUCAAAAACCUAUUUCAGAUGGAGGACCAGAUGCAAAUGUAUCACCAGAUGCAGGGGACGUCAUACGACCCGAAGUACGACGUCCCAUAUUCUGAUCUGAAACUGGAAGAACAGCACUUCGCCAACCCUAUGGAUCCACAGAGCUUCGCGUCCACCAUGGAACCGCAAGACUACGCUCUACCCAAAAUGGAAGGAGAAACAUCCAACCAAGAGCCGAAACUCCAAAGUGAGCCGGGGAAACCCAUCAGAUUCAUUAGCGUGAACAGCUCACAAUUGACAGAUGAGCAAAGAGCCAUGUACGAAUCAGUUCUGGCCACCUGGAAACCAGUGAUGUUCCCGAAGCAAAACAAACGCUACAUCUGCGAUAAAUGCAAUAAAGAGUUCAAAAACUACCAGAACUUAUACCUGCAUACAACCAGGGUACAUUCUACAGAAGAUUCAGCAGUACUGUGCGAUAUCUGCGACAAGUCAUUCAAGAAUAAACACUAUUUAUAUAUGCAUAGAAUGAAUAAACAUUAUUCGGAGUCGGAAAAGUGUUUCUGCCAGUUUUGUCUGCAAGAGUUCCGCACUCGUCGAGCUCUUCAUAUGCAUGUUAAGAGGGUCCACCCUAAUACUUUGCCGGAAAUAAAGUGCCAGGAAUGCGGAAAAGAGUUUAGCGUUCCAUACAAGUUGAGGUACCAUAUUGAAGCUGUCCAUCGUCCGGAUAAGGAGAAAUACAAGUGUCAUAUCUGUGAGAAGAUGUACAAAAGUCUUCUCAAUCUGAAUCGCCAUUUGCACUUCCAACAUUCUCAAGUUGAGCGUCAUCCGUGCGUGUUUUGCUCGAUGACAUUCAAGUCGCGACAUCAUAUGAAACGUCAUAUCCUGAACAUCCACCCACCACUGGAGUCCAAAGUCCAGUGCCCCGAAUGCUUGAAAGAAUUCAAGAAUGACCAGUAUUUGAAGGAACAUAUGCAGGUACAUUCGUCAUUGGACACGAAAGUGAAAUGCGAUUUGUGCGAUAAAUUCUUUCAUUCAGCCAUCCGUUUGAAGAAGCACAAGAAGAUUGUUCAUCCCGAUAAGCCCAAGAUUCGCUGUGAAAAAUGCGAUAAAGAAUUUGCGCACGCGCAUUACUUGAAACGCCAUAAUAACUCUGUUCAUGUGGACCUGAACGAGAGCAGUCAACACGAGUGCGACCAAUGCGGAAAGAAAUUCAAGAUCCGCAGAUAUUUGAACAAUCACUUGCAGAGACAUGAACAGCAGCAUCUGAAGCGUAUCUCCCAAAUGGUGAAAACUGUGAUGGAUGAAGGGCAGAAAGCACAGAAACCCAAGAAGCCCCGGCGGCCAAGGAAGUCCAGAAAAGAGAUUGAGUUUGUGAAGUGUGAACCCGUCACUUCUACGGAAGAGAGUGAGUCAUCUAGCGAGUCUGACUCGGAGUAAUUUUAUUUCUUAUAUGGGGGUAGUUGCACUUUUUGUAGUUAAUAAAAUUAUGUCUUUGAGUAUGCAAAGGUUAUGGGACGCAUUCAAAAACUUAAUGCCAUUAUAUACAUUUUGUAUUUACAUCUGCUAUUAAGAUAGUAUGCAAAAAUUUAUUUGCCACCUAUCUGAAAUACGACACCAUCGUUUUUUUAGUUUGCAUAUGCUGGUAUUAGGAUAGGUUAUCACUGAACACUGUCUUGCGUGGCGUUGUAUCCAAAGUGCGGUCGAAACACAACUGAACGAAAACUUCCUAAUAGACGCGUAGACAGAUUUUUGCUCCAGGCAUAUUUGAGCGUGAUUGUGAGUCUAGCUUGUUAAUUGUACGUCAAAGUAAACAAAUGUUACUUUUCAUUGAUAAUUUUCGAAGUUGUUGCCUGUACUUGAAGUCACUAAGAGUUCCCCGUGUCAAUGCGCGGGAAUUAUGUGGGUACACAGCUUUUGUUAAGGCACACGAAUACCGCGGGAGGUGCUCCGCACUGCACGCUAGUCAAGUGUUUCGAACUUGAUACCUUAAAUGAACCAGACCAGCAAUGAGAGAGAGAGAGAGAGAGAGUCAAAAUUAUAAUUUUGAGUAUGAGAAUUUGUUUUGAAUGCAUUUUAUAGCUCAGCUCUUUAAAGAAUAGCAUGUUAAUCAACUUUAAAUAAUGUUUCUAAAUUUGAGGGUAGUUAUAAAUUACUAAUGCUUCAUUUGAGUGAAUAUUACUCUAUAGUUUGUUUGUGGCGUGCAGUUUUUUGAAUGACUGCAGAGAACGAUUAUUUGAAUAUUGAAGUAGAAUUUGUUCUAUGUUUAAGAAAUCUAUGGGCGUUUGGCUAGAUCUUUGCGUAUUGUAUAUUUUAUUAUGAUAAUUUAUUCUUAACUGUAUUCAAAUGAAACAUUGCGUUUUAUAUAUGGAUUUAUUCAUACGCAUUAAAAUACAGCACCAAAAUACAACUUCGAAUGGCGACUAACAUUUCUUUGACACAUGUCAUAUAUAUCAGUAAAUUUAAGUUUUUUGUUAUAAUUUCUUUAAAAAUUUAACCUGAUUCAGUACGGCUGUAAUUAGUUUUCUAGUGACUGACGCAUAUGUUGGAAAAAAAAAUUUGGCAAAAAGAUAAUGAAAGAUCUUUUAUAACAGCAUAACAUUUAAAAUUUGCAAGUCAAAAGUUUUCAAGUAGGUACCUAAGACUAUAUAAGAAUAUAUAGACUGGCCUAAGGAAGAAUUCCUUGAAUUUAUGAAAUAUUAGCUUUUCCGGAAUUGUAAACAAAUACGCAGACCAGUACAUAACCUAUACAGCGAAGGAUAAUUAUCAAUAGCCCUUCCACUACCAUACUGGGAAAUAUAAAAUUAUGCGCCUCGGGGAAGCUCAGUUCACAGUUGGUAAGAGUACGCGGACGGAAUGAACCCGAGAGACGCCGUUUCGAGUACCGCAUCGUCCAUAAAUUUUAGUUACAAAUUUUAUUAAUGUUAUGUCCUCGAUAUGAGGUCAAUUUUUGGCGAUAAUAUUAAUCAUUCUUUAAAUAUUGACCAAACGACAAUUUAUUUUGGCUGAACCUUACAAAACACCAAUAGGGACGCAUAUUUUUUGCCCUUAUAUUUUUUGCCGUUUUUAAAUCCUUUACCUGUAAACCAGUACAUAUUUGAUUAAGGUUAUGGUAUAUUAAUGUACUCCGCCAGGUAUUCUCUUCCCUUGACAGCUGGGUCACGUGUCACGCCUGAGAAUACGUCAUCAGUUGCGAUGCAGAUCUCAAACUAUUUUUGAGUGAAACAACGCUAUAGAUGUGAGCGACACAACAGGCGAGCUGUCACUAUGUCACUUGUCAAUGCGAUGUGUUGCCACUGUGUGUGAUUGAAUUACCCGAGCAAAAUUUGUUUUUUAACUUAAGCAGUUAUUUAAUAAAUAAAUAAAUUAAAAUGUUUAAUUUAUUAUAUUUUUAAUGUAUUUAAUUUUCAUUGACUCAAUGAUAACUGUCAAAUGUCAAUGGUAGCACUUAUUGACGUAGUCUUGUGGUCUAAGGGCCAUCGUGGAAAGAGAAUACCAGGCGGAGAGUAUUAUUAUACUAUGAUCGUACGAUCGUUAUUGAUAUGAUUAAUGAAUUUAUUUCAUCUGCAAGUUGCAAAUGAUCUUUCUAUAAACAAAAAUAUUCAAAUAUUAAUUUUUAAAACUAUAUUUAUUUGAAAUAAAUACAAUAUUAUAGUGUGAAAUGCGAAUAUUAAUUAGGCUAAAUUUAGUAUAGUUAAAGUAUUUUAUUUUUAUUUUCACGCAACUAAAACAUGCAUUGUGGGUAGGUUUAUAUUUUAAUGGUGGUAUGUAUAUUUUUAUUGCUCGAGUCCAAGCAAUUAUUCACAAAUGGUACAAACCAUAGAUCAUUUAUAACGCCUAAAUAGAUAGUGACAGCUGUGUAAACGUCGAAAAAAAUGACGUUGGCUGUCAACCUCUUAUUUGAGCACGCACUCUAACACCAAGUGAUAUACAAAUCGCGAGUGUAUGGCGUAGCUCGUAACGCACACUAGAGUAAUAAACCUGAAAUGAUUUCAUCGGUUGUCUAGCAGCAAUAGUUACAACCUUGAUGUAUAAAUAGAUGCAAAAUGUUGUACAAAGAGUUGUUUCAUAAGCUAUCGGCUCUGGGCCAUGACUUUGUACACCGGGUCUAGCAAGAUCAGCUUCGAUUUGAGGAUAAAAGACCCAAAACUCCACUAAGAUACACCGAGAAAAUAUUUUAAAACACACAAAUGAAUGAAGGCGACAUUUGAAACGAUUUAAAUAUGGCGGUAGUGUGUAUGUCAGUUGUCACUGUCACUUUCUAACCGCUCCGAGUCUGGCAAUUGAUAUAUCUUAAAAAAGUAAUAUGGUACUAUCGUAGAUAGAAUAUGAACAAUAGAUACGUCAUAAAAAUAACAACAAUAAUGUGACAGAAUUAAAUGCUUUUAAAAGUAAAAUAAACAACCGUGCAAUAUUUGUAAAGCGCUCAAGAUCCGAGAUGGAGCGAAUAGAUUAUAUGUAUAUAUAAUAAUCAUAGACAUAUAUAUAUAUAUAUAUAUAUAUAUAUAUAUAUAUAUAUAUAUAUAUAUAUAUAUAUAUAAUAAAACUUCUUACGCUAAGUUUAAAAAAAAACACUUCCUUUUCACACGUUUCUACAAUCUGUUCGGGGAGAGUUGACGAUUGUCGCUUUACUGUCGCAAUCUGUAUUGAGUACAGUGGUACGAGGGGCGCAGGUGUUGUCAAGCGCAAAGCGGGCCGUUAUAUGUAAUGCUACCCCUAAUUUUAUUUUAUUAUCAUCAACUCUCAGCGUACAGAGGUAGUUCUGGGUUCAUAGUUGGUUAAAAUAGUAUAGUUAUCUCAAAGUAAUUGAAUACUUUAGUACUUUUAUCACGGUUUUGGCUAUCACACAAAAGUUGUAUACGAAGAUUUGUUGCACAAGUGACCGCUAGAGGCGCUGUUUUAGUACAAAUUACAGGCUCAUUUAAUAUUGCAUCAUAAUCAUCAGGGUCAAACCGUCUCUGUUGAAUUAAACUAUAGUAUUUCGGACGUGCAAAAAUCGUUUUAAGAUUUUAAUUGUUAUUGUAAAUAUAUAUAGUGCAUAGAUCAAUAGUUACCGAUUAGCAAAAAGGACACUUCUCCGAUCACUGGUUAGAUAAAAUUUAAUAGAAAUGUAACUUAAUUACUUCUGCGAGUUAUGGUAUAUAACAUCUUUAUUAAAACUAGAGCACAAUUACGUAAGUUUGCACACAAAAAAGUGUGUGCGUGUAAUUUUUACGCACGAUUGAAGUAAACCUUAAUUAUAAUAAUAAUUAACUUUAGGAAUAAUUAACAGAUACAUAAAAAUAUUACAUUAAAUAUACGUUUAUUAAAACCGUGUUACUAUGCUCUCACGUUUUGCCGAAGAGCUAGAAGCAUUGUUAGAUUGUACUGCUAUUUUUUUUUCGGAAACGCUGACGAUAUAACCUCUACUUUUGAGGAAAGUUGGCAUUAUCUCUCCAUGAAAAAAAUUAAUAAUAUAUUAUUUUAACAAGUGAGAUUUUAUAUGUUUUACAAAUAAUGAUAUAAUGUUAUGUUGAUAUUAUUCAUUGGCAAAUGAACACUUUUUACAUGUCAAGUCAUUAUCAGGUUCUUGAUUUUCUCUUUUAUUCUUAUUUAUUGAUGAAAGAUUAUAAUGUUCCUGGGAUUCCGCCAUUUCAUUAAACUGAUUAUUAUUUUCAUUUUAUAUUCUAUUUAUAAAUCAUUACUUGCAUAUUUUAAAAUUCUCACUCCUCAAAAAAAAAUGAGAAUUGAAGUUUAGAUUAUUGUUAGCACAUAUCAUUAAGAUGUUUUUAUUGAAUUAUUGUAUUUGGCUGUAUGGGCUCGAACCCUUUGACUAUCCUAAUAAUGGACGAAGAAACCAAAAACAAAUUAACGCAUGUGAAAUGUCAGAAAAUUUCUUAAAAUAUAUAUUUAUCGUAUUAUAUAAACAAAUACACUUGGAAAUUAUCAAAAAAAAUUUUUUUUUCACGUUUAAUUUAUAUGUUUCAAUUGACUUUCUGAUGUACCCUCAAGUCGAGUAUAAAGAGGUUUUACCUCAAUAUACCUAUCAAAUUGUGUUUCUUCCGUUUAUAAUUUUAGUUAAAUUAUGAAUGCCUAAGUAUUAACUCACUACUAUGUAACUAUAUUAAUGUGACAUCAAAUAGCUGUAAUUUAUAUUCAUAAUAAUUCUUAACUUUAAGCACAAGUAUGUAACCCCGCGCGUCAUAUUGCGUGACGUCAUUAUACAUAGAAGCAAAUUUUUUAUUCUAUGCCUAUCGCCACGGACGAGUAAAAAAAGAAGGACUCCGCGUCGUGAUAUUAACAAGUGAAGCACCUUUAUGCUAGUGUGUGUGCGGUUACGGGGUAUUCCAGUUACACAAUUUUUUCUCCCUUAAAUAAUCAUACAUGGCCACAAAUACUUUAAUAGUAUUGGAUUUACACUUUUUCACAACGCACAACGGCAUUUUUAAAAUAUUUUAUGGCGACGCAAACUGAUCUGUCACACGAUGACAAAUCUAAUAAUGGCGGCCGAUCGGCUUGUAUUAGUGUAAGUGUCUGCGUGGGGAUAGCCCCAUACAUAGGUAUUUACACAAUUACCGGCUUGUUUUGGUGCUUCACUGUUAUGUAAGGUGACACGGAGUCUUUUUUUUACUCGUCCGUGGCCUAUCGCAUAGUCAACGUGCGGGGAUUAAAGUUAAUUGAUGUUUUGGCAAGACGCUAGGUUUUGUUUUUAAUUUUGUUAUAUUUUUUCAUGGGUAGAUACUAUUUAUAUCGGUCUGGGUGCACAUAAAUUCUAAUUAUAUUUAAAUGAUUAAUUUCUCGAAUUAAAUAAAUAUUUGUGCACUGCUUUUAAUUUUAGACUUAUUAUUUAAAUGUGGGAAUGGUAUUGGCAAUUGUGCACCCGGUCUCGCUGGAAACUGUAUGGGAACCGUAGUGGUGGGGCGUUUUAAUGUCGAUAAAAUAAAGUUUUUUUUUAGUUUUAGAGGAAAAAAUUAUCACUUUAGCUUCACGAAGUGUCAUUUAGAUAAGAAUUCGGCGCUGAGCCUAAUAAUUGUUAUUUGUAUUGAGAUAGUUUUGCAUAUUUCCUAUAUUUAAAUUAGUGGAUUUAGUUUAUGGAGUAGGAGUAUUUCAGAAUCUUGUAUAUAGCUAAAGAGUUUUAUUAUUGUGGAAUUAAAUGGUUAUUUGAA
This is a messenger RNA of Leptidea sinapis, 7147 nucleotides long. RefSeq names its product zinc finger protein 567-like. The coding region runs from base 45 to 1442 and encodes 465 amino acids. The record is from RefSeq and is a predicted model, not a curated record. Gene Ontology annotation, molecular function: DNA-binding transcription factor activity; RNA polymerase II cis-regulatory region sequence-specific DNA binding. Gene Ontology annotation, biological process: regulation of transcription by RNA polymerase II. NCBI's taxonomy places the organism in Eukaryota, Metazoa, Arthropoda, Insecta, Lepidoptera, Pieridae. The transcript has a single exon.